This is a messenger RNA of Nematolebias whitei (Rio pearlfish), 2800 nucleotides long. RefSeq names its product aftiphilin a (gene aftpha). Gene Ontology annotation, molecular function: clathrin binding. The transcript has 10 exons. Lineage: Eukaryota; Metazoa; Chordata; Actinopteri; Cyprinodontiformes; Rivulidae. The coding region runs from base 195 to 2540 and encodes 781 amino acids. Gene Ontology annotation, biological process: intracellular transport. Gene Ontology annotation, cellular component: trans-Golgi network membrane; AP-1 adaptor complex. The record is from RefSeq and is a predicted model, not a curated record.
CGGUGCAUGCUGGGAGGAGCUGGAGCAGGUUUGUAGUAGGAGAGCAGCCGGCGGUUUCCAGCGUCACCUCCAACCGUCCCGCACGGUCCGGCCGGUCGAACCCGACCACCCGAGGACCGCGCUGUCUUUAGCCGAGCCAUGGACGUCCGCGGCCGGCGUUUCGCGGUGUAGCCCGGACCAGCCAGCACAGAACCAUGGAGCCAGACGUGAUCCGCAUGUACUCUGCCUCGCCCCCGCCAAUGGAGGAUGGUGCCGAGGAAGAGGAUGAAGAGUUUGGAGACUUCGGUACCUUCUCCAGUGUCCCGAACAGCACCAGCUUGUCGGAGUUUGAAACCCCGACAACGUUCAACCAAACCCAGGCUCUGACCGCCACCUCACCCCCCGAGCUGCUCGCCAGCAGGGGGAUGGUGGAUUUCAGCCGCGGCACCUCCAAUGGCAUCUGCACCCCCGGGAACGAGCUGUCCAAGGCUAACGGCGUCGGGCCGAUGAGCCACCCGGACAGUUCAGACAGAACUGAGUCCAGGAAACUGGUCUCCUGCUCGUUGGACUUGUCUGUGAGCAGCGAGCCCGCCAAGUGUAAUGGUGGAGACACGGAGGUGCUGACGAACGGCUUCUUAACCUUUGACCUUCAGGGAAGCCCCUCCUCACAGAAUUCUGUCCACUCUCAAAUAGAAGGACUGUCCAGUGAGGAGACGGGCAGCAUCCCUGUUGGCAGCUCAGAGGAUGAGUUUGCAGACUUUUCUGCUUUUUCCAACACUGAAGGACACCUGACAGCACAGAACGAUGGUCCCACGGCACAUCCCCUGCCGCUGGAGUCUGCCGUCCACAAUCAGGGAACAGAGGACACAGUCAGGGACACAAACAGGACUAGAGCUGAGACGUUGGACGGCUCUGGUACUACUGACUCACUCCAAAGGGAUGGAGCCUUCACAGCGGAGCGCUCACAGACUGAUGGCACUAAAGACGGUCCGGUUCUGAUGGACAAGUCCAAAGAGACAGUACGGGGCGGAGAAACCGACAUUUCAUCUGACUCGGCUGCAGACAGUGAGGUGGCACAGAUGGAUGAGAAGAGCUCUGAGACGGAGACAGAGACAUCGUUUGGCCGUCCUCUGUCAACUGAAGCCCUGGAGGAGUACGGUGACACGAGCCUCACCGGAUCGGUGCCGUCUCUGCCCCCCCAAGGAGACACAUCCUCCCCCGCAGACGAGGAUGAAGACUUUGGAGACUUCGGCGACACCGGCUCGUUCGUGGGUCAAGACUUUUCAGGUUUUGAGGUCCAGCAGGAUCAGAACCCUCUGCAGGGUUCCGGUCCUGCACAGGAAGUGAUCGACAUGGAGCAGGAGGAAGACUUCGGAGACUUCAGCUCCCCCAGACUUAACUCCGGUGGAGACGAGUUGGAGGACCGGGGACAGUUUCCUGCCAGUGACAGUUUUGGUAACUUCAGCUCGGCCGCAGGCGGCGAGGACGGCUCCGGGUGGAGCGCCUUUGGGGAGCAGCACGAGACGGAGGGGGAUUCCUGGGCGGCAUUCAGCACAGAGCUGAGUGCUGCUCCUCCUGCAGAGGAGGAGGAACAUGAGGAGGAGGAGGAGUGGCAUGAAGGAGCAAGUCCUGCUGUCAGCGAGCACAUGGACAAGACAGAAGGGCAGACGGCGUUGCUGUCCAGCCGUUUGGAGAAGCUGUUCCACUGCAGCUUCCCUCAGAGUUCCGUCCAGAACCAGCAGGCAGAGGACCGAAACCGAGUGGUGACUCUGAAGGUUCUGCUGGAGCCUGCAGAGGACGGAGCAAAGCCCGAAGAGGAGAGAUCACCAUGCAGCCGGUUGGCGCUCGGCGCUGUGUUGCUGCGGCUUCAGGACGUCCACGAGGCGGUGGGUCUCAGGUACCAGUGGGGGGGCUCGCACUGCAACAAAGCGCUUCUCUGCUGCCUGGGCAUCGACACCAGAAACAUUCUCUUCACGGGUCAGAAGAAGCAGCCGGUGAUCGUCCCCAUGUACGCUGCCGGCCUGGGGAUGCUGGAACCGACCAAAGAGCCCGUGAAGCCCGUCUCUGCAGCCGAGAUGAUUGCCUCCAUUGCCCAGACGCCUCCUGCAGCGCCGGAGAAAAGCUCCUGUCACUCAGACUCUGUCCAGCAGGAGGCGCUCCCUCCCAUCCAGUUCGACUGGAGCAGCAGUGGCCUUACCAAUCCUCUGGACGCCAGCGGAGGCUCGGCUCUGUUGAACCUGGACUUCUUUGGUCCUGUGGAAGAUUCUGGUUCCGGCAGCUCGGCCUCCAUCCCAGGUGUGGACCCGGAGCUGUUUGAGCUGACCACAGCCAAACUGGACCCAGGAGGCACCGGCAGCCGUGUGGCCGACGCCUUCGCCCGCCUCAUGUCCACCAUGGACAAGACCAGCACGUCCACCAGGAAGCUGAGGAAGGACGAGAAUCUGAGCGAAGAAGCGGCUAAGGUCAUCGCGGCGCUGCCAGAUCUUUCUUUCAUGCAGGCCAAGGUUCUGAUGUUUCCUGCCACGCUGACGCCGCUCAACUCGCAGGUCGCUGCUGACUGAAGCUCCGCCCCAUCACCUCCCCUGGCCCCUCCCACCUGAACCUUAUUUUCCUGACUGCAUUAGUUCGUUGUUCAGAUGUUUUAAGGUUGUUUUUUUUUUUCCCCCAUUUACCUUUCAAAAUAAAAUAAGCAUUUAUAGUGGGAGGGGGGAAGCUGAAAAGCUCCUUUUAUUUUGGUGGGAUUAUGAAGGAAACACUGACUGAAGCUUUUCAGUCCAACUGCAGUGGGUCGUGUAUAAAUCUAUAAAAUACGUUUAUAUUU